AGAAAAAAGUGUGCAGCGUGCUCGUAUAUAAGAAGUGUGUACAGAGUAAGAGGCAAGCAUGCGCACACUUUGCCUCGUUCUCCUCCUUAUUUCAACUCUUCUGGUAACGGAUACUGUUGCAAUGGAGAUUCAAAGAGAGAGGCGCCAAGUACCCCAACCAGUACCCACAGUACCCCCACCAGAACCGCAACCCCAAGGACCUAUAAUUGGAGGACAAGCUGGCGUGCGCCCAGAUCUAAGACGUCCAACUCCACUCAUCGGAGGCCAAGCUGGCGUAAGACCAGACUUGAGACGUCCACAGUGAGCUCCUACACUGAGACAUGUUGCUGACCACUCAGCAUUGAAGAACACCCAAACUAGUUUGCGAAAUAGAAUCUAAUUUAUGUGAUUUGUAACACCUUUCACUUGUGUGCUUUGUCCCAAAAAAUAUUUCUGGAGUAUUAUAAAUCAAAGCGCAACGACGGAUAAAGUUUUCAGCAAAUAACUAGUUGUGUGAUUGAUGACACCUAUAAACUUUCG
Cylicocyclus nassatus is the source of this 519-nucleotide messenger RNA. Lineage: Eukaryota; Metazoa; Nematoda; Chromadorea; Rhabditida; Strongylidae. The record is from the annotation of a GenBank genome assembly.